Messenger RNA from Eufriesea mexicana, 3467 nucleotides. It is a transcript of the gene bru3, whose product is annotated as CUGBP Elav-like family member bruno 3. The coding region runs from base 148 to 1299 and encodes 383 amino acids. Gene Ontology annotation, molecular function: RNA binding. The transcript is spliced from 12 exons. The record is from RefSeq and is a predicted model, not a curated record. NCBI's taxonomy places the organism in Eukaryota, Metazoa, Arthropoda, Insecta, Hymenoptera, Apidae.
UCCAGUUCGUUAGUUCACGUCGCGUUGGGGUGUGUUUCGGUGAAUUUGACAAUCAUUUCGUUUUCGAACUUUAGUUUGUGUGACAUUUGUGACCCACGAGCAUCGACAUGGAGUGGAAUGUUUUGAAAAGUGCUAUUAGUCCCCCAGAUGAACCGUCCUAUCCAAGUCAAGCCGGCGGACAGUGAAAACCGCGGAGACAGAAAGCUGUUCGUGGGAAUGCUCAGCAAGCAACAAACAGAAGACGAUGUCAGACAGUUGUUCACUGCCUUUGGCGCAAUAGAGGAGUGUACCAUCCUCCGAGGACCUGACGGCAGUAGCAGAGGCUGUGCAUUCGUGAAACUUUCAUCACAUCAAGAAGCGCUUGCGGCGAUCAAUACCUUACACGGUAGCCAAACUAUGCCGGGAGCGUCAUCCAGCUUGGUAGUAAAGUUCGCAGAUAAUGAGAAAGAGAGACAAGUAAGACGCAUGCAGCAAAUGGCCGGCAGCAUGAGCGUCCUUACCCCUUUCGUCUUCAAUCAGUUCGGCGCUUACAACGCCUAUGCUCAGCAGCAUGCAGCUCUCAUGGCUGCUGCAACUGCACAAGGGACGUACAUCAAUCCAAUGGCGGCGUUGGCACACGUUGGCGCUGCGCAACUGCCGCACGCGAUAAAUGGCAUGCCAAACACCGUCGUUCCACCGACUUCCGGUAGCGGUACAGGGCAGCAGGUUAACGGGGCGAUGACGUCGUUACCGUCGCCAACGAUGCCCAAUUUCAACAUGGCUCCACAAACACCGAAUGGUCAACCAGCAGGUUCGGAUCCCGGUGUCUACACCAACGGGAUACAUCAGUCCUAUGCGGGACAUGCCCUCCAUCUGUCCAUUCCAGCACCAGCGCUCCCCAAUGGGGAGGCACUCCAGCAUGCGUAUCCUGGAAUACAACCCUACCACGGCGUCGCUUAUCCCGCCGUCUACAGCCAGUUUACUCAACCAAUUCCUCAGCCGAUGACCACCAUGCCACCCACGCAGAGGGAAGGAUGCUCUCUCUCAGGACCCGAAGGCUGCAACCUGUUCAUCUACCACCUGCCUCAGGAUUUCGGUGAUAUAGAGCUCAUGCAGAUGUUCAUCCCUUUUGGCAACGUCAUAUCGUCCAAGGUUUUCAUCGACCGGGCCACUAACCAGAGUAAAUGCUUCGGUUUCGUGUCGUUCGACAAUCCUGCGAGCGCGCAAGCAGCAAUUCAAUCGAUGAAUGGCUUCCAAAUAGGGAUGAAGCGUUUAAAAGUCCAGUUAAAGAGGCCCAAGGACGCAAACCGGCCAUACUAACCAAAGUCCUAGCUUAGAGAAACUGGACGAUACGCACCCUACAUCAUAACCCACAGAAUGUCGUACAAGAACACGGGCUUAUUGAACGCUCGACGAUCAGGAGUGAUGAGUUUGAAUCACCGUUACAACGCUCUCCACUAUAAUAAUCUAGUAACUAGUUAGAUAAUUAAUUAGAGGAUAAAAAUUAGAAGUCAGUAGAUUGACUUCGCCGGCAGCCACGCGGCGAGGACGAAGAGGCUGAUGCUAAUGAAACAUUGGAUGUCCAGCGCUGAACCCAGUUCGAGAAUACCAAACGCGAGUAGGAUUCACGCUUUCAAGCAACUCUCGGAUGCUCGGAUAUGAACAAAUUCUUUACUAAGAACGGAACAACAUCGAUCUUCUUCAUCCUCCACGUUUCUAUCUCCUACAUCUAUUUAUUCUAUUUUAUACACCUUUCCGUUCAUUCGCUAUCGUUCCCUACUGCCAAAACGAGGACCGUAUCGAAAGACCGAUACGAUUAUAUACUACUCGAUACGAUUUGUCUUUCAAAAGAAAUCGAUGACAUCCUAGCACGAUUUCUCAGCGAUCCGAUCAUCCGGGAUGUAGAUGACGGGAGCCUUAGAGCCUCUCGACCAGGUUAUCGUUCCGACGACACACACUGAACUCGUAAAUAGUUUGAUAAUCACGAUGAACGUUCAAGACGGGUGACUUUCCAACAGUAACCAUAUGAAUACUCUUAGUUCCUGACAUAACGGCACGGCGAUUGUAGCCGACCGACUGUUAAAGAAAAGUUAACUAUUACUGCGAUUCGACCCAUAGAAUACGAAAGAAAGUACCUCUUCAGAUUCUUAGGCAGCACGAAUCCAGGUGUCAGUUGAGUUCUCUAUACUUUCUAAGAGCAAUCUUUGCCAGUCUUCGUUUCGAACGCAGGUUAUAAUAACAGUGUCGAAUCAGGACACCGGCAUGCUCGGUCUCCGUGAACGCAAUCUACGAUCACCAGUUAAAUAUAACGAUACGACACGUAUAGCAAACUGGUCGUUAGGGCCGGUUUCUAUGCCUAGUGGUCUUCGGACAGGACCGACGGCACAGUGCUCGCGGUCUCUCCUAAAAACGCAAAUUUGUCAAUCACGUAUACAGGGUGCUCGUCUCACGCAACGUCUACAAAUUUCUAAAACGGGAACUACGUACGAACACAUUUACCGUACACACGCGUAAUAUGUACUUACACGACCCGCGUCCACGCACGCGGUCGCACCUUGCACCGACACACCUCAUACGUACACAUCGACACACCGAUACGCUCAUCUAUACACGCAUACACACUCGUCUACACAUAUAUAUCUAUAUAUAUAUAUAGAAUCGACGCGAGAAAAGGAAAAAAGAAAAAUAUAGAAAAAAAAGAAGAUAAAGGGACACGAAAUCAACGGCGACCCAACACACCUCGCGGGUUAUCGAUUCUAUCUUACGUUUAAGGAUACCAAACGCAUACACGCAUACGUACGUCGCGCCGUAGGUUUUAUACACGAGACAUUUUCAAGGGAUCGUUAGUGCCGUGUCAAAGUACAUUUCGAGGUCCGGUCGUCCGCGCCAACGUAACACUUAUUAUUACUACUACUACUACUACUACCACUACCCCCUCCCUCUCCCCCAGCCACGUUAUCGUCAUCAUCAUUAUUAUUAUCGAGAACAUGAAUUAUUAAGUACGAUUAUCGUUAAGUGAAAAGCGCGCGAGCGAAUUUCCGGCCGACGCUAUAUCCAUCGGGAGUUCCUCUUUUUAACGAAGGAUCGUUCGACCUGAUUCACACUACGCUUUUCGCGGCCCGUAGAGGGAUGCAAAGGGGGGAGAGAAAGAGAAAUGUGAAAGAAAAUGGGAAAGUGACACACGGGCUCCUGUUGUUGUUCAUUCUCACGGCUCGAUGAUUCGCCAAAUCGUUCUCGUUUGACUGACCGGUCACGCAUCGCCCGAGAAAUGUCAACCAGGCUGUGAUUAUCCAAACAAAACAAAAGUAACAAAAGGGAAGGUGCAAAAGACGACGGGGACGGAGACGAAGACAGGGACGAGGACGUUGGACGAUGGACGUUGACAGGAUCGGUUCCCUAUCGCGCAGGACGUUGCGAUCCUGUCCUUUCGAUCACAGGACACUGGAUGGGCAGAGGACACUGACGACGAGUGAAAAUAGUAGAUCUAA